Molecule: messenger RNA, 1722 nt
Organism: Pectinophora gossypiella (pink bollworm)
Lineage: Eukaryota; Metazoa; Arthropoda; Insecta; Lepidoptera; Gelechiidae
Exons: 2
Coding region: 389-1402 (337 amino acids)
Molecular function (GO): zinc ion binding; nucleic acid binding
Source: RefSeq, a predicted model, not a curated record
GACUUUUGCCACCGACGCCAGCGCCACUGCCCGGACAUGAUCAUUAUUUUAUACAUUUAGUUAAUUACCUAUUUUAUUUGGAUUGUCAUACAUUAAUUAUUUACUUUAAUUACUUAAUUCGAUUAAUGAAAAUAUAAGUAAUAAUAUUAGCUCGGGUUACAAUUAAAAAUAUAAUAUGGGCCAUUGUUAUGAUUCAAAAAGUAAGUAAGGUGGGGUUGAUAUCUGAUUGGUGUUAAAAAAAACUGUCCGUAACCGUCAUUCCAUUUUGAGCACAAUAACAAGGUGUUACUCUGUAAAAAUAGAUCCAUUUGUACAUUUGUUAAGAGUAUUAUUUGGCCAUCUUCGACCCACUGUUCGUAACAUUUCAGAAGUGGGAUUCGAAUCUAAAAUGUCCGGCCCAUAUAUUAACGGAUUGGGACGGCGGAAGCGAAAAUAUUCUAAAUUAAAAACUACGACCUCGGAAGAAGAAGUUCGCCACCAGCAAACAGAAGACGAAAACAGUGAAAUUUUUUUUUCAUCGGAUGAUCCCGACACAUUCCCGACGUGCAAAAGGCGCCGAGUUACACCUACGGAUGCUGAACUGAUACCAAAGUUCCAACCUGACUUGAAAAACAGUAACGUGGCCGGAUGGAUACAUAAAAUUGAUCAGCUUGGUGAUAUUUAUGGAUGGAAUCACAAAGAUCGACAAUUUAUUAUGCAAAUACGGCUUCGUGGCUCAGCAAGGGACUGGUAUGACGACUUGGAUGAUUACGAUCUUACAUGGAAAGAGUGGAAGAACGCCCUACAAACUGCGUUUCCUAGAUCUACGGACUACGUGGACAAGUUAGAACAAAUGUUGGCACGAGUGAAAGAAGACAAAGAAACAAUGACCAAGUACUACCACGAAAAGUUAUCUCUGCUGAAAAAAUGUAAUAUAACCGGAGAAGAUGCCAUUUCAUGUAUAAUUCGUGGAUUACCUGCUGAAUUAAGGAUUAAUGCUAAGGCGUACAAUUGUGGAACACCAGAACAACUCUAUUAUGGAUACUUAUCAUCAUUAGAAAACUACAAGCGAGUCGCUGCAGCUUAUACAGCGCAGAAGUCUACAUGGAGGAGAGGAAACACUUUGUCACCGAGCACAACGUCAGCACAACAACAGCUUCAACCGAAGAUCUGCUACGCGUGCCGGCGAGCUGGGCACGAGGCGCGCGAUUGCUGGCAGCAGCAGCGCUGCGAGAUCUGCCGCCGCUCUGGGCACACCACCGCCAACUGUUGGCACGCUCCGGGCUCUUCGCGACAACAACAUAAGCAGGGCCCCGGCAAUGGUCCGCAGAGCAGCAGUGGAGGCCGCGGGAGCCGGCCUAUGCAGGAUGGCCGAAUGUUACCGACUUUUGCCACCGACGCCAGCGCCACUGCCCGGACAUGAUCAUUAUUUUAUACAUUUAGUUAAUUACCUAUUUUAUUUGGAUUGUCAUACAUUAAUUAUUUACUUUAAUUACUUAAUUCGAUUAAUGAAAAUAUAAGUAAUAAUAUUAGCUCGGGUUACAAUUAAAAAUAUAAUAUGGGCCAUUGUUAUGAUUCAAAAAGUAAGUAAGGUGGGGUUGAUAUCUGAUUGGUGUUAAAAAAAACUGUCCGUAACCGUCAUUCCAUUUUGAGCACAAUAACAAGGUGUUACUCUGUAAAAAUAGAUCCAUUUGUACAUUUGUUAAGAGUAUUAUUUGGCCAUCUUCGACCCACUGUUCGUAA